Molecule: messenger RNA, 2288 nt
Organism: Cuscuta campestris
Lineage: Eukaryota; Viridiplantae; Streptophyta; Magnoliopsida; Solanales; Convolvulaceae
Source: the annotation of a GenBank genome assembly
AAGGGAAGAAAAAAAUAAAGGAAAAAAAAGAGGGAGAACAAACAAACCACCAAACCUCUUGCCCAAUUUACCCCUUUCUUGAUUGUUCAUUUCUUAUUAUUCUUUCUUUAUCUUCUUCACUUUUUAAAGAAAGAAGAAACGAAAUUUGUGCGCUAGUAGGCUUUGUUUGUUAUUUUGGGUCUCCCCCCUGGACCCCACUUGAGGAAAGAAAGUUUGAAAUGCCAAUUAGCUUAGAAUAUAAUAAUACUUUAAAUAUUCAAGAAUGGAAUGCAAGUUGAGUUUGUGCUUUCAAUCACUUUUUUUUGAAGGCACAUCUUAAAGGACAAAUCUUUUCAGGUGAUGAUGUUUCAGAGCUAUGGGUGUUCUGGUAGUUUUACUUUGGUACCAUUUUUGUGAAAAAAGUUACUGUGAUGUUAUAUAUUGCUGUCUGUGAAGGACAGCUGCAAUGCAAGUUCCUACCUUUACUUUGGAGUGACCACUUACACAUUGAUUUUCUGCUUGAUUUGAGUCUAAUGCAUAUUCAUAUGUGUGAGGUAAAGAUUGUGUUCCUUCUGGGAUGAGUUUGGUGGCCUAACAAAAGAGUUAAUCUUUUGAUAACUGUUCACAUUGAUCAUCACUCUACUUAUAGGGAAAAGAUUGAAAUUUGUUGUGUGCAUAAGUUAGAGAUGGAAACUUAUUAUUCAUCAUCAGGCUUGACAACCAACCAAAGAGAUGCAGCUCUGCCACUGUUGCCAGAUCAAAAACACACACUCCAAUCUUCACCUCUUCCACCCAUGAUGUUUAUGAACAACCAUCAUCUUUCGUACCCGGAUUUAUCUCAAAGUUCCUUGCCGAAUCACGACUCUGAUCUUCUGAAUGUCGUCGCGCCAGAUUUUGAUAUUGAACAAAAUCUGCAGUACAAAAAGGGGCAACUGUCCCUCAGCUUGGCCAUGCAAGUUCCAUCAUAUUGCGAUGACGAGUACCGGAACACCCCUGCUGGUCUCUCUUCUUUCUUGACUCCCCACACUAUGCAUUCGGAUCAGGCCUCCUCACACUUCAAUGGGAACAAGAAUGUUGAGUAUUUCUCAUUUGAUUUGGCUGGUGGAGCUCACACCUGUGUUAAAUCUGGAGACAUUGAGAGCUCCUCCAUGGGCCUGAGAGAGAUGGGUUUUAGCAAUGCACAUAUACAUGGAGGAAUUCACAUUUAUGAGUCAAAAUAUCUGAAGGCUGCACAGGAUUUACUCGACGAAGUUGUCAAUGUUCAAUCAUCUAACAAGAAUUUGGACCCCCUCAGUCUUUUCUGUUCAUCUGUACAAAUCGAAGAACCUGAUGAUUUCGUGAAGUCCUCCAGCUGUUCAACUGACAUUUCAUCUGUUGAAAGAUGUGAUCUGGAGAGCAAGAUGACUAAACUCUUUUCUUUAUUGGAUAAGGUGGAUGUAUCAUACAAGCAAUAUCAUGAGCACAUGCAACUUUUAGUAUCAUCGUUUGAGGUGGUCGCCGGGGCAGGUGCUGCUAGACCAUACACAUCGCUGGCCCUCAAAACCAUUUCCCACCAAUUCCGCUGCAUUUGUGAUGCCAUAAAGAAGCAGAUUAAGGCCACCCAAGAAAGCUUAGGGGAGGGAAAAGGAAGCGGCGAUAACAAUAAUAAUAUCCAACAAGGAGAAAGGUUAUAUCGGUUGCGUCAAGUGGAUCAGAAGCUGAGGCAACAGAGAUUACUUCAGCAGUUUGGGGUGAUGAGACAGCCUUGGAGACCUCUUAGAGGCUUGCCUGAGAAUGCCGUUUCUAUCCUUCGCGCUUGGCUCUUUGAACAUUUCCUCCAUCCAUACCCAAAAGAGACCGAAAAAAUCACGCUUGCGAGACAAACGGGUUUAACAAGAAGUCAGGUGGCGAACUGGUUCAUAAAUGCACGCGUGCGUCUUUGGAAGCCCAUGAUUGAGGAGAUGUACAAGGAGGAGGUUGCCGAUGCCGAAGCGGGCUCCACCACUUCACCAGAACAUAUAUCAGCUGGCAAUUAAGGUGGUACAAAGAUGAACUUGAUUCUUGUUUUUUCCAUCAUGAUAUUAUUGACCCUUCAGCUGAGCUGGUGAUGGAAGAGGCAUUGUUGCAGCUUAUUAUUGACUUGUACUAACAGACUUAAUUUCUUUGCAUAAGGGGUAGCUUAGUUUAUAAGUGAAACACUACUGUGGCAUAUUCUGUUUGACUGUUUGGCAAUGAAAGAUUUGAUUUUUUCUGCAGAAAAGAUUGAACCUUUUUUUCUAAAUUUCUUUCUACAAAUAUGGCACACAUAUUUUUCUGCAGUGGGUGCAAUU